Messenger RNA from Tachysurus vachellii, 2392 nucleotides. It is a transcript of the gene uvrag, whose product is annotated as UV radiation resistance associated gene. Gene Ontology annotation, molecular function: SNARE binding. NCBI's taxonomy places the organism in Eukaryota, Metazoa, Chordata, Actinopteri, Siluriformes, Bagridae. The record is from RefSeq and is a predicted model, not a curated record. Bases 197 to 2230 code for a protein of 677 amino acids. Gene Ontology annotation, biological process: SNARE complex assembly. Gene Ontology annotation, cellular component: lytic vacuole; endosome. The transcript is spliced from 15 exons.
UUGCACCAAUCCAGGACGGCCAAUGGCUCCGUCAGGAGACUUGAGUUUUGUUGAUGCAGCGGUGUUUGAUGGUGUAUUUGGUGGUGUAGAGCCGCUGGGCUUCAGAUGACCUGCUGUAGUGUUGGUGUGGUUAAAGGUGGUGGAUGUAAACUAGAUGUAAACUAGAGAUCUGAGAUGAACGGAUAGAUGCAGGUUAAUGAUGAACUCGGUUUGGGAUCUUGCUCUCGGAUCCAAUCCUGUCAGUAAUCCUGCAGCUGCAGCUUCCAGAUGUGUGCGUGUCGAACUCACGUCUCAGCAGAGGCGUUUGCGGCACCUCAGGAGCAUCGCGGCGAGGAACAUUGUGAACAGAAACCACUCUCCGCUGCUGGACACAUAUUUCACACUGCACCUGUGUUCAGACAGUCACAUCUCUAGAGAUUUUUACAAGAGCGAGGUGAUACAAGACUCUCUGAACCCAACAUGGCGCAGUUUGGACUUUGCUAUGCUGCCGGACAUGUUGGACACGUCUGUGUCGUGUUUUGUAGUCCGGAUUUGGGGUGGACGAGAAGAGCAGUACCAACUGCUGAUCGAAUGGAAAGUGAACUUGGAUGGUCUGAGAUACACCGGACCACAGAUCCGCUCUCGGUGUCCUAAUGAGAUCAUCUUUGGUCUGAAUGAUGGUUACUAUGCAGCAGAUUUGGAUCAGAAGGAGAACUCUGAGAGGAAGAAGAACUUGUUAUUGCAGGUGGACCAGAGCUCUGUGAGAAAUUCAUAUAGUGUCUUCUCCCUGCUCAGACUUCACACGGCUCAGAAGGCCAUAAAGCAGACGCAGGUCACAGUCCAGAAAAUCGGGAAAGAGAUCGAGGAGAAGCUCAGAACCACAGCAGCCUGUACAGAACGGAAGAAGGAGCGUGAGUGUAUGCAGUUGCGUAUCGGUGUGUUACGGAGUGAGGUGGAGAGACAGAGGAAAGCUCUGCUGAGAGAGAGGGAGACACUGCAGAAAGAGAGAGCACUACUUCAAAAGAAAGAGGAGGCAUACAGCUGUAAACGGCAGACUCUGGACUUGGAGCGAGACUCUCUCACUGAUCUACAAAAGGAAAGCACUGCUAAAAGAGAGCUGUUCCUGAAGUCCAGUGCUCAGCUCACAUUCCGUUGUCGUCAGCUCCUCUCGGAACUUUCCUACAUCUAUCCCAUUGAUACGAACAGUCAGUCAGACUUCAUGAUCUGUGGUGUGAAACUUCCAAACUCUGAAGACUUUCAAGCAAAGGAUGAUGGGAGUGUGGCAGUUGCCCUUGGCUACACGGCGCACCUGGUGCUGAUGAUUUCCUGCUUCUUGCAGAUUCCGCUCAGGUAUCCCAUCAUGCACCGGGGCUCUCGCUCGUCCGUUCGAGACACCAUUACCGACAAGCUCAGCGAGAAGGAGAGAGAGUUCCCUCUUUAUCCACGAGGAGAGAGAUUCCACUUCGAGUACGGUGUUUAUCUGCUAAACAAGAACAUUGCUCAGUUGCGGUACCAGCACGGCCUCUCCACGCCGGAUCUGCGUCAGACUUUACCCAACCUCAAGAACUUCCUGGAACACGGGCUGCUGGUCAGAUGUGAUCGUCAUCAGGUGUCCAGCUCAAUCCCAGUCCCUGUUAGAUCCCAUCUGAGCGUCACACAGGUCGCUUCUCCCGUCUCUCCGGAAGCGGACAAAAAGAAGCGCAAGUCAUAUAAACUCUACGACCAGGUCGUGACCCCUCUUCCUGAAGCCACAGCGAACCAGGAAGCUUCACCUUACUGUCUGGAUGUCAGCAUGGAGUUGGAGAAGACGCUCAGCGAGGCGGACGGCCAGGCCGAAGCUGCAGGAACAUCGACACCGGAGCCGAAACCACAACAACACGAUCCGGAUGCAGAGAAGAUUCCGGAGAGAGAUCUGGAACAGUUUGGGGUCCCGAGAGAUUCGGAAUGUGUGGAGGAAAAUCUGCAGCACCAGGGAGCCAUGAACGGCUCUGCGGGCGUCCCGGCCGGGGCGGAGCUGUGCUGCUCCGUGGAACAGGCGGAGGAGAUCAUGGGCACGGAGGCGACGGGGUUGGGGUUAGGAUCACGACUGGAGGAUUUCCCCUGUAUCCCUGUGGAACACGCCGUGGCCGUAGAGAGUGACGAUCAGGUUCUCGGAGAACUGGAGAACUUUGAGGAGUUCUCAAAACGCAUCUGUGCUCUAAACGAGAAACCGUCCUGCUUCAGACGGCCACGCAAAAACUCUGAUAAAUAACCAGAGGUCAAGGGUCACCAGGUAGGCCUUGACCUUCACACCUGACUGCAUUGAACAGACAUUACACACAGAGGUAUAUUAUUAUUAUUAUUAUUAUUAUUAUUAGGAAAUAUCUGGAAUAUUUGCACUCUAACCCUUUCAAAUAAAAAUAAAGAGAAUGUG